UCAUCGGCCUGUUUGUUUGUGUUCGCAUGCACCACGGUUCUCAGCUGGCAAGUUGACUUACCACCAAACUCUAACAUCCGCUGCAAAAGUUCACCUAGCCGGGGUACGGCUAUAAAUACACAUGCAAAACAGCAAGUUUGCUUCAUCCCAUCUUCUCUCGAGCAAACCCCAAGACCCGAGCAGGAAGCUAGGAAGAUGGCCAAGCUUGCCCUUCUCGCCGUGCUCUUCUCCUUGCUCGGCGCCGUGUCCUGCGAAUUUCCAAUCUAUGCCGGCUACGGCUUUCCACCCCCGAAUCCCAGUGUGCCCUAUCCGCUCCCACCGGCUUGCCCUCCACUCAGCCCUGCCCCUGGCCUUAAGGUCGGCUACUAUGCCGACAAGGACAAGUGCCCUCGGGCGGAGGACAUCGUGAGGAAGGUCGUGGAGAAAGCCACCGCCGGCGAGAAGGCCGGGCUUAUACGCCUCUUCUUCCACGACUGCUUCGUCGAGGGCUGCGACGGCUCCGUCCUGCUCAGCGGCACGGACACGGAGAGGACGGCUGUCCCCAACCUCAGCCUGCGUGGCUUCGAACUGAUUGAGGAGGCAAAGGCUAAAGUCGAGAAGCACUGCCCAGGCAUCGUCUCGUGCGCCGACAUCGUCGCCUUCGCCGGCCGCGACGCCAGCUACAACCUGAGCUACGGCAGGAUCAACUACCGUGUGCCGGCCGGCCGGUACGACGGGAAAGUAUCGCGCGCCAACGACACCUUCCAGAACCUGCCGCCGCCCUUCGGGGACCUCGCCCUGACCACGGCCAUAUUCGCCGCCAAGGGGCUCAACCAGAACGAAAUGGUCGUGCUUUCCGGCGCGCACUCCAUCGGACGCUCAGCCUGCUCCUCCUUCCCCGACCGCCUCCCGCCGGCCGCCAACUCCAGCACCGCCAUGGAACCCAAGCUCGCCGGGCAGCUGACCGCGACCUGCAGCGCCGGCAGCAGCGUAAACGUGCCGCAGGAUGCUGUGACCCCCGACAGGUUGGACAACCAGUACUACAAGAACGUCAUGAGCCGCGAUGUGCUCUUCAACUCCGACGCGUCGCUCACCACGUCCUCGCAAACCGAGGACCUGGUGGAGUUCUAUGCCGGUAACCUUCCCUUUUUGGGUGGCAAGUUCUUAGGCCCACUCGCGUGGUACCAUGACUUUGAAGAUGCCAUGGUGAAGAUGGGCUACAUCGGGGUGAAGACCAGUGCCGAGGGCGAGAUCAGGAAGACAUGUGCGUCGAUCAACAUGCCCUAGUGCCCUGCCUGCACCGGUUGAUGGUCUGGCCAUCUCGACGCCCUUGGACUAGUGAGAACAAUGUUUCAUAGUGUCGUGCUCUUUGGUGUUCUUAGUCCCAGUCAUCGUUUCUAGUUUGCUCAUUCAUUUUACCAUGUUUGUAAUUCUUACUUGACCACUACCUCCAACGCCCGCAUUCUUUUCUAUAUAUUUUGAGAUCCACGAGUUAAUUUGAUCUGUUAA
Messenger RNA from Lolium perenne, 1488 nucleotides. The record is from RefSeq and is a predicted model, not a curated record. Lineage: Eukaryota; Viridiplantae; Streptophyta; Magnoliopsida; Poales; Poaceae.